Messenger RNA from Anopheles arabiensis, 435 nucleotides. RefSeq lists its product as uncharacterized. The transcript has 2 exons. NCBI's taxonomy places the organism in Eukaryota, Metazoa, Arthropoda, Insecta, Diptera, Culicidae. Bases 113 to 337 code for a protein of 74 amino acids. The record is from RefSeq and is a predicted model, not a curated record.
GUGUUUCAACCAACCUUCCGGCAGCUGCAACAACAACGCACCGGUACUACCGCCACCGAGUCAGCGACUACUACCUCCAAAGGAACGUAAACAACAAAACAAAUCAGCAAUCAUGUCGAUGCCCGCUAUUUCGCGCAUGUUCCAAAUGCUGAAAGGAUCUCCGGUGGCAGUCGUCGGUGGAACCAUUCUGGUGACGGGAUCGCUGCUCUACACGUACCGCGCUGUGUAUCGUCCGUUUAUUACCCGACGAGAGCGGGCCGAAUCGGAAGCGAUGGCAAACUACAUUUUUCAAAUGGAGCAAUCGAAAGGGCAACGACAGACCAGUGAACACAGUUGAGCUGUGAUGAGGGUGAUGAAGAUUGGUUAAUAAAUUUAGUGAAGUACAUUUAACCAUAAAGUGAACUAUUUGCUAGUUGAGCAGUUCAUUGGUUCAAA